This is a messenger RNA of Mercenaria mercenaria, 5193 nucleotides long. RefSeq lists its product as uncharacterized. NCBI's taxonomy places the organism in Eukaryota, Metazoa, Mollusca, Bivalvia, Venerida, Veneridae. The coding region runs from base 144 to 2234 and encodes 696 amino acids. The record is from RefSeq and is a predicted model, not a curated record. The transcript has 2 exons.
UAAUAAUAACUGGGUCGAUAUGUCGUUUAAAAAUCUGUUUGUACUCCUACUGAUAACGUUGCAUAGAAUGAAAUUUUAUGAAGGAGAAGACAAUUUGAAAUUUUAACAAAAGGAUUGUGUAUUGCUCAUCGGAGGACAGAAUCAUGGAUAGACUAGCAGACGAGUUACGUGUUUUUUCGCUCCGCCUGUCACGUGUCCUGGAUGAUAUAGGAGUGAAUGAGAGGACAGUUAUGAUAAGGAGAAGGACUGGACUUUUAUUGGAAAGUCUAUAUACACUGGAACAUUAUGUCAUCAGAAAAUUUAAUGGUGAUAUCACAGUAUUUAAAUUUGGCAGUCAAACAGAAGGAACUACUACACUAGGACUGAAUUCUGACACGGAUACAUUAAUUUGCUACAGCAGGUACAAUAUAAUACAAGACUGGUGGCAAUGGGAGCAAGGUAAAAUAAACUUACUGAUGCUUCGAGACAAUGCAGCACCUGGUUAUUGUAGACUUCAGCUGUUAAGGUCGGAUAUUCCUGAAGCAAGGGAAGAUUUACCUGAUUAUAGCUUUGAAUAUGAUGAUGAAGGACGAGUUCUGAUGAAAAAUACACUUUUACAUGUUCUUCAACCGGGAAAGAUACGACAUGGUCCUUCUUCAUCAAGUGCAGAAUUAAACGAUGAUCGUGUGAUUGGUCUCCCUUGUAAGAGCUGGCCAACAGAAGCUUUACCAUGGGUAACAAGAACUAUAGCAGGCCAAUGGCCUGGCAGGAAUCUCAAGUGUUUUUCAGUAAACAGUGGAUGCUUUGUCGUGUCUACUGGACACUGCUUGAGUGAAACUGAAAGACUAGAAUGGAGAAUAUCUACGUCUAUAGCAGAACGCUGCCUGAUGUUCAACAUGAAUAUUACACAGAUCAGAUGUUACGUUGUUCUAAAAAUGAUAAUGAAAACAUUUCUAAAUGGAACUGUGACAAGCUAUCAAUGUAAAACUGUUCUGAUGCAUUUAGUUGAAAUAACAAACUCGGAACUAUGGAGAGAGGAAAAUCUUAUUUUUUGUAUUAUAAUGAGUUUGCGACUUCUGCAAUUACGCGUAUUCAUAAAUAAUUGUCCGCAUUAUUUCGUUCCAGAAAAUAAUUUACUAGAUGGGCGAUUGAAUCUAGAAGCGAGACAAAAUAUAGUGUUCAUGAUAGGAAAUAUAAUUGACAGUAAAUGUAUCGCAAUAUUAGGUAUAAACAUAGAUGAUAUAGGUGAUCGGCUUAAUGCGACUUUGUUCCAUAGGAUUAGUCAUUAUUUUAUGUCUCCAAAAGAUGUUCGUUUGAACAUAUACAGGGGGCUACAAUAUGAUUUGUAUCAAGACACUCAUAUAAUAUUUCAGGAAAUAGUAAAUGGUUUAGAUAAUUAUACUCAUAUUAUAAAUUGUAAUGAUAUGAAAGAUAACAUUCGGAGGGUGUUGACAUUUCGCGCAAACGGCAGAUGUUCUGAACUUGCUGCAGCCGAGAUUUUAGCACCUAUACUAUGUACAACAUUAGGUACAAUGUUAGCGUCUGCUGACAUAUCAGGUGGUCGGUGUAUUUCUGCUGAAUCAUUACAAUGGCUGUCGUUAGGUACUGACUCUGAUGUUGCAUCCGGACGUCUGAAACUAGCGUCUGUUCUAUUCUGUUCUGGAGACAUACAUAGGGCGUCAGUGACUCUUCAUGAGGUGGAACAAAGGUACGAUACAAGAGUUACUCUGCCAAUAUGUGGUUACGCGAGUAAAGACAUGUUUGUAUAUUUUAGCAACUUAAGAUUUUCAGACAACUGUUUGUUGUGUUAUGAUUACAAAACUACAUUGAAUAUAAAUGUUGCUUUUGGGGUUGUAUUUACCCGAGAGGAGAAACAUUGUGUUCCCAAUGGUCUGAAGUAUGAAAUGUUCAGAUGUACAGAAGAAGAACGCCAGACCAGAGAUAGAAAAGACUACUGGGUGGAUUGGGCGGUUGUUGAUUCACUUCCAUACCUAUACUACCUACAGUAUAUGACAUAUAGAAAACUUGACAAUCGCGCUGGUCAGCAGAGAGCUCUAGGCAGACUGAUUCAUACAAUUGAUACUGAGCCCUACCUCCAACACAGGGAAACAGCACUGAAUUUACUAGGUCAGUGUAUGGAGAUUGAGGAUAGAUUAAUGGACGCAUUAACCUGUUAUAGACGGUCACUGAACUGGAAAUCCACCCAUAAUGUCGCUAGAUGGCAUAUUGUACAUCUGCUUUACAGGUUUUUGUAAAGGAAUAGAAGCAAAACAUUUUAGAUUAUACUGGAUUAUUUUAUAAGCAGAAACUUUGUUUUUACAAAUUUACCAUACUUGGACUCUGAAGUUAUUUGAUUAAAGGAAUAAUAAAAACAAUCUUUUGACCUCUUCUGUUGUAUUUUUUUCCAGAUAUUAUCUAGAUGCGCGGGACCAUAGCGUGUAUAGCAAAAAAGUCACCUCAUCAAUAUAAAAUAGACCGUAUAUAAACUAAAAUGUGUCUGUAGGACACAGGGUGUGCCCCCACUGGUACAUUUGUCACAAAUAAGGGGAAAUAAUUCAAAUGUUUGCAGUCUUAAUGGGAUAUAGCCUCAAAAAAUAUUAUGAAAAGGUUUCAUUAUUCUAUACCACAUACAUGUACUUUUUGAGCUAUGAGCAUCACAAACAAAAAAUCCACUAUUUUGGCUAUUUCAAGGACUUUAACUCAAUUUACGUAAUAAAUGCUAAGAUUCUCAAGAAGAAUGCCAAGUGGGCAAGGUCACAUUAUGAUAUAGACUCAAGCAAGGUUUUAUGAGUUUACAUUAAAUAUUUUGAGGUAUGCACAUAAUUAGGUAAAAUAUGUGCAUUUUUGACAAUUUGAGGGGCAGUAACUGUAAACAUAGGGUAAGGAACCAGCAAAUAAAUAAGAGGUAUGCAAGUGAAUAUCAUGAUAAAGACUCAUGUAAGUUUUCAUCCAUUUAUAUCAUUUACUUUUUGAGCUAGGUGCGUCAAAAGCUGAAAAUGUGCAUUUUUGACCAUUUCAUGGGUCAUAAUUCUGAAAAUUGGAGGCGGAGGCAGAUAAAAAAUAGGCGGCGUGCAAGUCCAUAUCAUGCUAAAGAUACAUGCAAGAUUUAAUCAAUUUAUAUCAAAUACAUUUUUGAGUUAUCUGCGUCACAAGGUAAAAAUGUGCAUUUUUGACUAUUUUAGGGGCCAUAACACUGAAAAUAGGGGACGGACCCAGAUGAAAAAUAGGAUGUGCUUAAGAUCGUAUCAUGAUUAAGACACGUGCAAGGUUUCAUGUAUCUAUAUCAAGUACUUUUUGAGCUAGGCAUGUCACAAGGUGAAGAUGUGCAUUUUUUACUAUUUCAGGGCCCAUACCUCUAAACAUAGGAGGCGGAGCUAGACUAAAAAUAGGAGGUGUGCAAGUUCAUAUCAUGAUAAAAACUCAUGCAUUGAUUAAUCAAUUUAUAUCAAAUACUUUUUGAGUUAGGCGCGUCAAAAGGUGAAAACGUGCAUUUUUGACUAUUUUAGAACUAUAACUCUAGAAAUAGGGGCAAACCCAGAUGAAAAAUAGGAGGUGCGCAAGUUCAUAUCAUGAUUGAGACUAAUGCAAGGCUUCAUGAAUCUAUAUCAAAUACUUUCUGAGCUAGGCGUGUCAAAAUGUGAAAAUGUGCAUUUUUGACUGUUUCACGGGCAAUAACUCUAAAAAUAGUGGUCAGAGCCAGACAAAAAAUAGAAGGUGCGCAAGUUCAUUCUUCCAAGUUCAUAUCAUGAUAAGGUUUCAUCAAAUUAUAUUAAAUACUUUUUUAACUAGGCGAGUCACGAUCUUCGGACGGACAGAUAUGACCAAAUCUAUAUGCCCCCAGCUCUCAUGGGGGUGGGGGGUGAUGAACAACAAACAUUCUUACAUCCUGUGCUAUGUUAAUGACAUGAUUACUAGUAUAGAUAAAGACUGCAGACUUAUUUUAUAUGCUGAUGACAGUACAAUUUUGUUUAGUCAUAAAAAUCCGGAUUUUAUUUCUGUCAAACUUGGUCAAGUACUGGAAAGUUGCUCAGCCUGGCUAAUAGACAAUAAGUUAUUCCUUCACCUAAGUAAAACAGAAUAACAUUCCCCUUGGUCCAAAGCGCAAGCUAAGUAAGCUUAGAUCAGCGUCUGUAAUUUGCAAUGGUCAUAGUAUAAAUAGUUCUAGUCAGGUAAAAUACCUUGGUUUAUCAAUAGACAAUUUUUUAUCAGGUGACUCAAUUGUAAAUAAUAUUAUAACUAAAGUCAAUAGAAAAGUUAAAUUCUUAUAUAGACAAAACGGAUGUCUGGAUUUUAACACAAGGAAACUUUUAUGUUCUGCACUUUUACAAUGUCAUUUUGAUUAUUCUUGUUCGUCCUGGUAUGAAGGUCUGAAUAAACGUUUAAAACACAAAUUACAGGUAAUGCAAAACAAAAAUAUUAGAUUCAUAAAGGGUUACUCUCCUAGGGAUUCUAUUACUUGGCAAGAUAAUGUGCAUCUAAAAAUGUUGAACAUAGAGUGAAGUAACUAGACUCAGUCAUAUGCAUAGAGUGUUUUAUGGCACUUGUCCAUCAUACAUGAGUGAUAAUUUUGUUAAAAGUUCCAGAUGCACUCAGAAGAAUUUUAUGUUACCUGGUAUUAAUAAUAACACUAAUAAACAGACAUUUUGUUAUACUGGAUGUAAGAAAUGGAAUUUUCUUCCUGAAAACAUAAAAAAUAUUAAGAAUAUUAAAACUCUCAAAUGGUUAGUUAAGAAAUUUCUUUUGGAUAAGCAAACUUCAGAAAGUAAAAGUGAUUUUGUAUAUUACUGAUUAUGUAUGUGAUAAGUGUAUCUGUGAUAAAUAAGUUAAACACAAAUGUGAUAAGUUGAUAAUAAAACAAUGUAUUAAUUGUGAUAAAUUUUAUGUAAUCUGGGUAUUCCUUAUAUUAUUUUUCCUUUCUUAUACUGUAUCUUUUGUUAAAUUAGCAUGGACCCUAUUGGAAAUAAGCUUUUAGCUUAAUGGGUUAUCCAUAGGUCUUUAGCUUUCUCUAAAGUAUAACACCUGGCUUAGAAUUUUCUGUUUUAUUAAAAGUAUGCAUCUUACCCUAGUUUUAAAUUUAGAUUUGUUUUUAUAACUAUGUAAAGAAAUUGUUUUUAUAUGCUGUGAUAUUAUAUUUAUUGCCUUGUGUUGUGUUUUAUGUUAUUGAUCUUAAAUGUCAAUAAAUAAAUAAAAAAAUACAUAGUUUCGAGAAAUAUA